UUACUUUAGUAUAAUUUUCAAACCUCAAUAUUACACGAAAACAUUAAAAUUUUAACCUUAUAUUGUUGUACUAAGGCAUAAAAAAAAUUAUAUAUUUACUUAGCCAAAGUUUCAUAAAGAAAGUGACUCAACAUGAAGAAAAAAUUGUUGAAUUAACUUUUCAUACAUUUAUCUUUCUAUUUAGUGUGUGUUUUUAGACAAAACUAGUAAGAAAUAUACAUCCAUAAACACCAUACACCACCCUUCACUUACAAAAACAACAACUACUGAUCAAUUUUGCUGUUUAGCUACAAAAUUUGGUACGUAGUACUGAUUUGAUCAAACAUGUCUAGUCUUUGUGGAGGCGACGACAUGUCUUCAGCUAGUGAUCUUCCAUUUUUAGGCCCAAGAAAUAACAUGGAACUUCAAGAAUUUGGAAGAAAACCAAGGCACAAUGUCUCUAUCACACUAGGUGAGCUAUUGAAACGCUUUGGCGACUCUGCUGAGGAAAAAAACCAAGUUCUUGAACUUGGAAAUAUCUCAAAUUAUACUACUUCUCCUUCAUCAUUUCCCUUUGUUCUUUCCUUUCACAACCUAAACUAUAGUGUUAAAGUCAAAAGUAAAAUAUCACUUCCUAGGUGGUUGAGGAGGGGCGAUAAAGACGAUGAAUUGUCAUCCGAUAAGGUGUUGUUGAAUGACAUAUCAGGAGAAGCCAGAGAAGGUGAAAUCAUGGCUGUUCUUGGAGCUAGUGGCUCGGGAAAAUCAACGUUGAUUGAUGCCCUUGCAGAUCGAAUAUCAAGAGAGAGUCUAAAAGGGAAUGUUACUUUGAAUGGUGAAGUUCUUGAAUCAAAGCUUCUCAAGGUUAUCUCAGCGUAUGUUAUGCAAGAUGAUCUUUUAUUCCCAAUGUUAACAGUUGAAGAAACACUCAUGUUCUCAGCCGAGUUUCGUCUUCCAAGGACUUUAUCAAAGUCCAAGAAGAAUGCUAGAGUUCAAGCGUUGAUCGAUCAAUUAGGCCUUAGAAAUGCUGCCAAGACAGUGAUUGGUGAUGAAGGCCAUAGGGGAGUUUCUGGUGGCGAAAGAAGACGUGUUUCUAUUGGUAUCGACAUAAUUCAUGACCCUAUUGUCCUGUUUCUUGAUGAACCAACUUCAGGACUUGAUUCCACUAGUGCAUAUAUGGUGGUAAAAGUCUUGCAAAGAAUAGCACAAAGUGGUAGUAUUGUGAUCAUGUCAAUUCAUCAACCAAGUUAUAGAAUUUUGAGUCUUUUAGACCGUUUAAUCAUCCUUUCGCGUGGACACACAGUCUUGACUAGCCCUCCUUCAUGUCUACAACAAUUCUUUGCUGAUUUUGGGAAUCCAAUUCCUGAAAAUGAAAACAGGAUAGAGUUUGCUUUGGAUUUCAUCAGAGAACUCGAAGGAACUCCAAACGGAACCAAAACUUUGAUGGAAUUCAAUAAAAUAUGGCAAAGGGGAAAAAACUCAACUACUAGCACUAGCAGCUUUUACAAUGGACCAAAACCAUCACUUAAAGAUGCCAUAAGUGCAAGUGUUUCAAGAGGGAAAUUAGUCUCAGGAGCAACGAAUAAUAUCGACCCAAAUCUCUCUUCUUCAAACGUCCCGAAAUUUGCUAAUCCAUUUUGGGUAGAUAUGGUUGUGAUAGCUAAAAGAUCAAUGCUGAAUUCCAUGAGAAUGCCUGAGCUGUUUGGUAUGCGUUUUGGCGCUGUCGUUGUCACUGGGAUCAUCCUAGCCACAAUUUUUUGGAAAUUAGACAAUUCACCAAAAGGGGUUCAAGAAAGGUUAGGCUUUUUUGCAUUUGCAAUGUCCACAACUUUUUACACUUGUGCUGAAGCCAUUCCUGUUUUUCUUCAAGAAAGGUAUAUUUUCAUGAGAGAAACUGCUUAUAACGCUUAUCGCCGUUCCUCUUAUGUUGUUUCACAUGCCAUUAUCUCACUUCCUUCCAUAUUAGUCCUCUCCAUUGCCUUUGCUGUCACAACAUAUUGGUCAGUUGGACUAGCCGGUGGCGUUUCUGGUUUCCUUUACUUCUUGCUCUUCUUAGUUGCCUCAUUUUGGGCAGGGAGUUCAUUUGUCACAUUCCUCUCUGGUGUCAUCUACAACAUCAUGAUGGCCUACACAGUCGUGGUCGCGGUCUUAGCUUACUUCUUUCUCUUCAGUGGCUUCUUCAUUAGUCGCGAUAGAAUACCUCCUUAUUGGAUAUGGUUUCACUAUAUGUCCUUAGUGAAAUACCCUUACCAAGGGGUGUUACAAAAUGAGUUUUCUGAUCCCAACAAGUGUUUUGUAAAGGGUGUCCAGCUUUUCGACGCCUCGCCAUUGAGGGCUGUCCCUGAGGCCUUGAAGAUCAAGUUGUUGCAAAACAUGAGCAAGACAUUGGGAAUGAAUAUAACAAACACAACAUGUUUGACAACAGGAUCAGAUAUAUUGAAGCAAAGUGGUGUGACUGAUUUGAACAAAUGGACUUGUUUUUGGAUCACAAUUGCUUUGGGAUUUUUCUUUAGGAUUCUCUUCUAUUUUGCUUUGUUGGUUGGAAGCAAAAAUAAGAGGAGGUGAAAACCUACGUUACGUUUAGCUCAGACUCUUCAGAAAUGUCAACGGUUAUUUUUGAAGUAGUAUCGAAAGUGAAGAGUAAAAACAAGAUGGAAAAAAUAAUAAUUAAUCUCACCAUAAUUUUAUUUAGUAGUUCUCUUUUUAAUCUUAAUUUUAAUUGAGUAGCUCUUUUCUCCUAUGUUUUCUAUGCUUAUUUUCAAAUGUUCAAUAUAUGUUGUUAAAUAAUGUU
This is a messenger RNA of Solanum lycopersicum (tomato), 2767 nucleotides long. RefSeq names its product ABC transporter G family member 23 (gene ABCG23). Gene Ontology annotation, biological process: transmembrane transport. Gene Ontology annotation, cellular component: membrane. NCBI's taxonomy places the organism in Eukaryota, Viridiplantae, Streptophyta, Magnoliopsida, Solanales, Solanaceae. The record is from RefSeq and is a predicted model, not a curated record. Gene Ontology annotation, molecular function: ABC-type transporter activity; ATP binding; ATP hydrolysis activity.